AUGGAUGAAUUUUACGGUAGUCUUCAUUCAACGCCCGGUGAUUACGCCAACAAGGUCCUAAUGUCUCCGGACAAUCUGAUGAUACCGGCGGAUUACCAGAGCCUGCUUUGCUCCGGCGUCGAUCACCACCGCUUCCCGAUGUUCGGAUCGGAGGAGCUGAUGUCGGCCGCCUCCGCGAUAUCGGAAUCCGCCUCCAUCACGCCUAAUGAGAUUCAAAUAGGCCGCCGCGACGACGACGGCGAUAUGUCGUCUACUGUAAUGAAGGGCAAAAUCGCUUCUCAUCCUUCGUAUCCGAAACUUCUCGAAGCUUACAUCGAUUGCCAGAAGGUCGGAGCGCCACCGGAGAUGUCGUGCCUGUUAGAUGAAAUCCAGCGAGAGAACGUGGUGGUCGGUAAUCGAGAUGCUAUUUCCACGUGCUUAGGAGCUGAUCCCGAGCUGGACGAGUUUAUGGAAACCUACCGUGAUAUGUUGGUGAAGUACAAAUCGGAUCUCUCAAGGCCUUUCGAUGAAGCCACCACGUUCUUCAACAACAUCGAAAUGCAACUCGACGAUCUCUGCAAAGGUGCUUCCACAAGAAGCGUCAAUAUCGAUGGUAUAUCAUCAGAUGAGGAAUAUAGCGGAGGAGAAAUCGAAAUGCAAGAGGCGCAAACAAGAGCCGAAGACCGCGAACUUAAAGAUAGGCUCUUACGUAAAUAUGGUAGUCACAUUAGUAGCUUGAAGCUCGUAUUUUCGAAGAAGAAGAAGAAAGGAAAGCUGCCCAGAGAGGCAAGGCAAAUCCUACUGGAGUGGUGGAAUGUGCACUACAAAUGGCCUUACCCGACUGAAGCCGAUAAAAUAUCACUGGCCGAAUCAACCGGGCUAGAUCAGAAGCAAAUUAACAACUGGUUUAUCAAUCAAAGAAAGCGGCACUGGAAGCCAUCGGAGAACAUGCAAUUAGCUGUCAUGAAUAAUCUUUCUGGACAUUUCUUUACAGAUGACUGAGGGGGCAUGUAUAUAUUCUGAAAUGUAUCCAAACAUUGAUUCUGAGCAUGCUCCAUGUAUAUUUUAAAUUUAGCCUUUGCU
Messenger RNA from Cornus florida, 1062 nucleotides. RefSeq names its product homeobox protein knotted-1-like 6. Gene Ontology annotation, biological process: regulation of DNA-templated transcription. Lineage: Eukaryota; Viridiplantae; Streptophyta; Magnoliopsida; Cornales; Cornaceae. The transcript is spliced from 5 exons. Gene Ontology annotation, cellular component: nucleus. The record is from RefSeq and is a predicted model, not a curated record. Gene Ontology annotation, molecular function: DNA-binding transcription factor activity, RNA polymerase II-specific; DNA binding. The coding region runs from base 1 to 981 and encodes 326 amino acids.